CCCCUGACCUCCAAUAUCAUUUCUACGUUUUCCACCAGCAAAACAGAAAUGAACGUGGAGAGAGAGAGGGGUUCGCGGGUGGAGAGAGGGAUAGAGAGAGAGGCAGUCUCACCAACUUCCGGCGACAUCUCCGGCCAAGACUAGUCGUUGAACGACGGUCGAGAAUAGCAAGAAGGCUCAGGGCUGAAUAACAAAUGCCUCAAACAGUGUGGUUCCUCAAGCCUUUCAUUUACUCUCCGCCUACUACUACUACUACUACCAGUUGGAGUAAACCAAUGAUAUGCGGAAGCUUACUUGACAGCAACCUAAAAAUACAUAAAAGAGGAGAGGUAGUUUGUUUUGGUAUGCUGGCCCCAAGAAAGUUCUUGCGAAAGAGAAAGAAAGUAGAAGUUUUCAAAGAUGCAGCUGAUGAAGCAGAUCAGAAAAACUGGAGGAAACUGAUGAAUGAAAUUGAUGAGUCUGGGUCUGCAGUUUCAGUACUGAGAAGCGUAAGGAUUGAAAAACACUCACUUCCUAAGGACCUUGUCGUGGGCACGCUGGUUAGAUUUAAGCAGCUGAAGAAAUGGAACAUUGUUAGCGAGAUUCUUGAAUGGCUUUGGCUUCAAGAUUGCUGGGAUUUUAGUGAGAUGGAUUUUCUGAUGCUUAUUACGGCUUAUGGGAAGCAAGGGGAGUUUAAUAAAACUGAAACUGUUUUGAACUUCAUGACCAAGAAGGGUUAUCCACCGUCUGUGAUAUCCCACACUGCCCUUAUGGAAGCAUAUGGAAGAGGAGGCCAAUACAAUAAGGCAGAGGCAACAUUCCGGAGGAUGCAAUCUUCUGGCCCUGAACCUUCUGCUGUAACGUAUCAGAUUAUUCUCAAAAUAUUUGUUGAGGGCAACAAGUUUGAAGCGGCUGAAGAGAUAUUUGAAUCCCUUUUGAAUGAUAAGAGUUCACCCUUGAGACCAGAUCAAAAGAUGUUCCAUAUGAUGAUUUAUUUGUUUGGGAAAGCAAGGAACUAUGAGAAAGCUCGUAAAAUGUAUGCAUUGAUGGCUGAGAGGGGAGUGCAAAGAUCUACAGUUACUUAUAAUAGCUUAAUGUCGUUUGAAAGAAGUUACAAGGAGGUCUCAAAUAUCUAUGAUGAGAUGCAAAGAGCUGGUGUUCAACCCGAUGUCGUGAGUUAUACACUGCUCAUCAGUGCUUAUGGAAAAGCUAGAAGGGAAGAAGAAGCGUUGGCUGUUUUUGAGGAGAUGCUUGAUGCAGGUGUCAGGCCAACACAAAAAGCUUAUAACAUCUUGCUUCAUGCGUUCGCUCUCUCUGGAAUGGUGGAGCAAGCUCGAAUUGUUUUCAAGAGCAUGCGGAGAGACAGAUGUACGCCUGAUCUCUACUCUUAUAAUACUAUGUUAUUAGCUUAUGUGAAUGCAUCUGACAUGGAAGGAGCCGAGAAAUUCUUCAGAAGAAUAAAACAAGAUGAAUUUGAACCCGAUGUUGUCGCUUAUGGGACACUGAUCAAUGGCUACGCAAAGGCGAACAAUCUUGAGAAGAUGAUGGAGAAAUACGAAGAAAUGCGUGUUUCUAGUAUCAAAGCCAAUCAAACUGUCUUGACAACAAUCAUGGAUGCAUAUGGGAAGAAUAAAGAUUUUGACAGUGCUGUUGUGUGGUUCAAAGACAUGGAAUCUUGUGGGGUUGUUCCUGAUAAGAAAGCAAAGAACGUUCUUUUAUCUUUGGCAAAAACAACGGAAGAACUAACGGAAGCUAGGCAACUAGUAGGACAUACCGAUUCUAAUGCCAAUGAAAACACUGGUGAUGGGUUCCCUAAGUCGGUUAUAGAUGAAGACGAAGAUGAUGAAGACGAAGACGAUGACUAUGACUACGAUUUUGCAAAGGAGAUCCUUUCUGUUCAGUAAAGAGAAAAUGAGUCGAUUGCUUCGACUGACGAGCUUCAAUAUAAUGUUUUACAUGUUGUAAAGUCUGAUGCUCCGUAAAGUUGGAAUGUCUUGUAUGUAGUGGUAAAAUUUUAAAUGACUAAGCUCUUGGAUAAAUCUGGUGAGUUUAGUCUGAGAACAUUUUAUGACAACGAUGUCAUUCCAAUGUAGGCUACGGCAUCAAUCCAGGUUUCUAAAUGCUACAAUGAGUUGAUUUUGCCGAUUA
Rhododendron vialii is the source of this 2127-nucleotide messenger RNA. RefSeq names its product pentatricopeptide repeat-containing protein At3g59040. NCBI's taxonomy places the organism in Eukaryota, Viridiplantae, Streptophyta, Magnoliopsida, Ericales, Ericaceae. The transcript has 8 exons. The coding region runs from base 195 to 1883 and encodes 562 amino acids. Gene Ontology annotation, molecular function: protein binding. The record is from RefSeq and is a predicted model, not a curated record.